AUGGAUAAUUACUCUUUCAAUCACUUUUUCGGAUUGACACAAGUAAAAUCAAAAAAACUACUGAAUUGGAAGCAAGGCGAUGAAGAUGAGAAAUGGGCGGAAAAAGCCGUGGAUUAUUUGGUGAAAAAAUUGAAGAAGAAAAAGGGGAAUUUGGAGGAGUUGGAACGGGUGCUUUCGUCGGGGAAACCUGGAAGAUGUAUUACAAUACCGAAGAGUAUGGAUGGAAGAUUGCAGGUAUCGUUCCGUAAAGGCUACCCUCACGUAAUCUACUGCAGAGUAUGGAGAUGGCCGGAUCUACAGAGUCACCACGAGCUAAAGCCGAUCCCCCAAUGCGAAUUUCCCUUUAUUCCAUACAGCUUAAACAAAACGCAAACGGAAGUGUGCAUCAACCCUUACCACUACGAAAGAGUAGAAAUGCACAUGCUGCCUCCAGUUUUGGUACCGAGGCACAACGAUUUCGUGCCUGGCUAUUCGAUGCUGGAAGUGAAUGGCGGUCAUUCCAACAAUUCACCGCCGAAUUCGUUUAAUAUUGCGCAUUCACCGCAACAUUCGUAUACCAACUCGCCAAGCCCUUCGAGUAGUAUUAAUUCGGAUUUUAAUAAUGCUGCAGCAUCUGAAUGUAAUUCUUCAGUACAAAAUUUUCCAGAUAAUAGCAUGAAUUCGGAAAGUUCUUCAGAAAUGACAAGAGUUCCAUACCAAGAGCAAGAUAAUUGGGCUUCAAUAGCUUACUACGAACUCAAUCAAAGAGUCGGAGAAGUCUUCCAUUGUGGCAACAUGUCCGUCAUAGUGGACGGUUUCACAAACCCCACCACAAACUCGGAAAGAUUUUGCUUAGGCUCCUUGAGUAACAUAAACAGAAACAGCGUCAUAGAGAAUACCAGAAGACACAUUGGAAAAGGUGUCCAUUUAUAUUACGCCAACGGUGAAGUUUACGCCGAAUGCCUCUCGGACCAUUCGGUUUUCGUGCAGUCGCGCAACUGCAACUACAGUCAUGGAUUCCAUUACGCUACAGUUUGCAAAAUUCCUCCAGGAAGUUCUCUGAAAAUAUUUGAUAACGCCCAAUUCGCCAGGCUUUUAUAUGAGUCAGUCCACCAUGGAUUUCAAGCAGUUUAUGAGCUAACAAAAAUGUGCACCAUUCGUAUGAGUUUUGUUAAGGGUUGGGGUAGCGAGUACCAAAGGAAUGACGUCACUAGCACGCCAUGUUGGGUGGAGAUUCAUCUUAAUGGACCUUUACAGUGGUUGGAUAGGGUGUUGGUGCAGAUGGGCGCUCCUCAUAUGGGCAUAACUUCUGUUUCGUAA
Messenger RNA from Ceutorhynchus assimilis (cabbage seed weevil), 1299 nucleotides. The record is from the annotation of a GenBank genome assembly. NCBI's taxonomy places the organism in Eukaryota, Metazoa, Arthropoda, Insecta, Coleoptera, Curculionidae.